Molecule: messenger RNA, 2454 nt
Organism: Daphnia pulicaria
Lineage: Eukaryota; Metazoa; Arthropoda; Branchiopoda; Diplostraca; Daphniidae
Product: LEAF RUST 10 DISEASE-RESISTANCE LOCUS RECEPTOR-LIKE PROTEIN KINASE-like 1.4
Exons: 5
Coding region: 310-2214 (634 amino acids)
Biological process (GO): protein phosphorylation; proteolysis; IRE1-mediated unfolded protein response
Cellular component (GO): IRE1-TRAF2-ASK1 complex
Molecular function (GO): cysteine-type endopeptidase activity; RNA endonuclease activity; protein serine/threonine kinase activity
Source: RefSeq, a predicted model, not a curated record
UGCUUGCAAUAAGUAGUUCUCACUUAAGAGCAGUAUCCACAACACAUCAAGUAACGUUCUGGGAGCAUAAAAAGGAGUCAAUAGUGCGGUCAAAAUUUAAAUAAUCGUAAUAUAUCGAAUAUCCUUAAGUUCAAUAUUUCCUCCGUUAUUUCUAAAUUGAAAAUAGAGAUCACCCUCUUUUCUCAUUCACGCAUCUCUCACUUACGAUUAUAUUUUGAAGUCUUGAUCUGCUGAAAAACAUUUCUCUAUAAUCGUACCUGUUCUAGUGUGAUUAAUAUCUAAAAGAGCGAGAAAGUGAGUUAAUUAAGCAUGGCCUCUGGGGAAUCAGGUAAGAGGAAGCGAAACUUUAAUGAAUCGGACGAGAAUUCCAUCCAAGUUGAAAACAUAACAUAUUUCGAAUCAAAAAAUCAAAGUAAGUUCUCUAAAAAACCAAAUACAACUUGUCAAAUUUUCCGUGGUAAGUUAGAAAACGGAACAAAGGCCUUCAUUCGAAAGUUUGAGGUAGCAAGAGUUCAACAGAAAGAUUUAGAGUUCCAACGAGACAUCGAACUCCUCCGUGAGCCAGAAAGAACAUCACACAUGCACAAAAGUUUCAUUCAUUACUUCUGCUUCAUAAAGCAUGGCGAGUUUUACUAUGUCGCUACUGAAUGGUGCAUUUGCUCCGUAGAAGAUCUUUACGAUAUUAGAAGGAAUGGACACAAUUGGGAAGGGAAUGAGAUUGACACGAAAUUAAUCAAGGAAUCACUGGGAGGAAAAAAAGAAUUAUUACGACAAGCUACAGAAGGAGUUGCAUUUUUACAUGCGAUGGGCUUUGUCCACCGAAACCUAAAGCCAAGUAACUUUUUGAUCGCUCAGCUUUCACGGCUUGAUCGCGAAGGCUUUAAAUACCUGGUCAAAGUGUCGGACUUUCGAAUGAGUAAACAUUUAGGAAAGCAGCCUAAUCAUUCUGGCCAAAGAGGAUCAGAUGGAUGGAUUUCUCCCUAUCCCCCCAAGAAUUAUCCUCAGGAGAUUAAAACACAUCCGUCCGAAGAUGUGUUUAUUCUCGGCUGCUUUUUCCACUACGUUUUGACCAAUGGCAAACAUCCAUUUGGAGACAACGGAAUCGAACGAGAGCUUAACGUAAAAAAACAUGAUUAUGAAGUCUAUCUUGCCAAAUGGAAACCAGAAAUUGAAGAAAUACAAGCUAUUAGUCUUGUAAAGGAUAUGAUUAAAUACGACCCAGAAGAAAGACCAGCUCUCAAAACAAUUCUUGGUCGGGCUUACUUUUUACCCGAUGAUUACUACAAGCUUUACGACUUACAAGCUGAAGUAAAACCGGGACUCUGCGUUAUCUUCAACCAAGAGACUUUUGAUAAUAAAGACGACAACCGCGAAGGUACCAAUAAAGACGCAGAAGAAUUAAACGACGUUUUCAAAGAAAUGGGCUUUGACGUGGAAAACCACAAAAACUUAACGGCGAAACAACUUUGCAAUGAAAUAGAAAAGUUGAGAGAAAAAAAUUUUUCCAAUUAUGCUUCUCUUGUUGUGUGCAUUCUCUCGCACGGCGAUGAAGGAACAGUUUUUGGCACAGACGGCGAUCAGGUGUCGAUUGAAGAUGUCAAGAAACAAUUUAACAAUUUCAAUUGCCGUGAUCUUAUUGACAAGCCCAAAAUUUGGAUCAUUCAAGCUUGUCAGGGAAAUCAACUGCAAGAAGAUUUGGAAAAAUCAAUAAAGUCACUUACACCAAAGAAGCCUGAAUCAAUAGGAAAUUUAGUUUGGCUGAUACUAACCCGCAUAACCAAUUAUUUCUUUAAUAAUAGCGUCAAACAAGAAAUUCAACGUCAACAAGUUAUUUUAAAACCCCCAGAUAUUCCACGACCUUCUGUGUCGGAUGUUCUUGAUAUAAGGGCCACUGUACCUGGAUUCUUAAGUUACCGUAACGCAAACACAGGUAGUACCUUGAUACGAAACCUUUGCAAGCAACUGCGAGCGGCAUUCUUGAAAGAGGACGGCGAACAAUCGAAUCGCCAUCUAGAAGAUGUACUUAAAAUGGUCCAGAAAUCGAUUAGUAAAGAAAUUGGUUGGUUGCCGGCCACCAAAAUUGAUUGGGAAAGCUUAGACGCCAUGAAAAAGCGAAUCGAAGAAAACAUCGAAAUUCUUGAAGAGGAAAAAGCAACGAACAUGGAAGAAAGAAUUAAAGCAGAAAAAAAUAAACUUACUAAAAAGGGUUACUGAAAAAGAUGUAACAGAAAGCGGAAACAAAAUCAAUCUUACAUUCAAAAAAAUUUUUGAUGAAGAAAAACAAAAAUCAAUAUUUGUUCGUCCUUGUCAUCAGACCAUCGAGUGGCGUUCUACUUUGAUGAAUUUUAUUAGGUUUGAAAAAAAUAACGGGAAUUUUUCUCGAUCGUUUUCUUUUCCUGUAAAAGUUUCGCAAUAUAGUCAGGUUUGAUAUACAAUACAUUCAGAUUGGUUAUA